CUCGCGACGGAGACGAAGCCCAGCCCAGCGAGAACAGCCAGCUCGGACGCCUGCAAGCGUUGCCUCUCGUUUCCUCAUUACCAGAUCUCAGCAGAGGAUCGUUAUCCUUUGUCUGACUGGCCCCCUUUCCCCUUACUAGCUCCUCCUGGAUCUCUCAUGGGCCUUUAAGGAUCGCGACAUCGACAAAGAAGGGUUGCGUCUGGCACGCUGUCUGCACAAGGAGCUCUUCUGUUAGCCUCUCGCUUCCACUACCUUCACUUAGAUUGACGUGAGCGGCAGGGCGGUACCGCCAUGGCAAAAAGGACAACUGCACGACGACAUGCGAGCGGGUGGGCUGGCAGCUCGACCAAAGUUGACGAGGAAAAGGAGAAGUCGCGAAAGGAGCUCGCCGCCGACCGUCUCCUCGACCGGCAGAUCGAUAUACCCCUCUACGUCCUCUUGGCCCUGCUCGUAUCGCAUGCCCUCAGCGGCAGCUCAUCGCUGUCGCUGCCCCACCUCAGCGCGCAUCUACCCCACACCCUCCAAGCACUCCUUCCCGCUUGGAGCCGCCAUCUGCCCAGCUUGGCGCCAUUCGCAACGGAGCUGCCAAACGCUUCGCACAACUCAAAGGAGUCGUCAAGAUGGCUCAGUACCGGCUCCGUGGGGCCAUUUCGAAGUGACGCUCUGGGCUUUGGGCAUCCACUGUCAGCCUUGCACAACUUCACGCGCGCCUGCUUGAGACUCAGCUAUUCGACGUCCAAGGCCACUCAGGAUCUGUCGCACCAUCACAUCGCCCACUUCGCGUACCACGACGUCACUCACACGUCCUUCAACCCUGGCUGGAUUGAGGCGCUUCAGCACUAUGGCGUCGAAGAGACCGAUGACUAUUUCGGGUUCCUGACGAAGAAGUACGCAAAGGGACCAAAGGACGUCUUCGUCAUCGCCACUGGUAUCUUCCUCUUCACUAUUCUGAGGGCGGCGACGAUGAAGUUUCUGUUGAUCCCUUUGGCCGCGACACUCAUCAAGGAUGAAACGACGCGAAGCAAUCUCGACUCGCACGGACGGAGACUGGCGAGGAAGGAGAGGAGGAGGAAGAUCGCCAGAUUUUCAGAGCAGGCGUGGAUGGCGCUCUACUGUUUCAUCAACUUCUGCUUUGGCCUUCACGUCGCGAGGUCGGAGCCCUACUGGACCAACCCAGAAGGCAUCUGGAAUCGCUGGCCGUACCGGGAGCUGACGGGGCUGUCCAAGUUCUACUACCUGACACAAAUCGCCUUUUGGUUCCAGCAAAUCCUAGUGCUCAACGUGGAGGAGCGACGCAAGGAUCACUGGCAAAUGUUCUGCCACCACAUCGUCACCAUCUGCCUACUUAUUGGCUCCUAUUGCUCGCAUUUCACGCCCGUCGGCAACGUCGUUCUUCUCCUGAUGGACCCUAGCGAUGUGUUUCUCUCUACGGCGAAAUGCUUGCGGUACAUGGAUCUUCGCAAGGCCUGCGACGUCGCAUUCGGCGCAUUCAUGCUGUCUUGGAUCGUCACACGGCACGUCUUCUACGUCAUGAUGCUCUACUCAUGCAUCUUCUCCUCGCCCAAACUCCUACCCCUGCAACCUGGCCAGGACGGGAGCGAGUGGCUCGGCUAUCGUAGCCCGAUGACGCUCAUCCUUGUGGGCCUGCUUUGUAUCCUGCAGCUCAUCAUCUGCAUCUGGUUCGUCAUGAUCGCCAAGGUGGCAUACAAGGUCAUUGCCGGCCAAGAGGCCGAAGACUCGCGGAGCGAUGUGGAAAGCGACGAGGAAGACAGCCUAUCGCGUGAAGACGAACGGAAGUCGACAGAGAAGAAGGGCGUCCUGGAGGCGACGCCGGCACCGACCACCGACGUUUCUUGUGGCGACUCGGGCCGCUCUACCAGCCAGUGGGAGAGAAGACCAGUGCGGAGGAAUCAGCGCUGAAAAGAGUGCUUCCUCGCCAAUCUUUCCUUCUCUCUCACUGUAUCACUAGACUCCCUCUCCCACUUUCAUCAUGCCGCUGCCUCCGGUCAUUCCUUUCUUUUCUGAUUUCAUCAAAUGACGAUUGCUUGUCCUCUCC
Messenger RNA from Acaromyces ingoldii, 2056 nucleotides. RefSeq names its product LAG1-domain-containing protein. Bases 292 to 1920 code for a protein of 542 amino acids. Gene Ontology annotation, molecular function: sphingosine N-acyltransferase activity. The transcript has 3 exons. Gene Ontology annotation, cellular component: membrane. NCBI's taxonomy places the organism in Eukaryota, Fungi, Basidiomycota, Exobasidiomycetes, Exobasidiales, Cryptobasidiaceae. The record is from RefSeq and is a predicted model, not a curated record. Gene Ontology annotation, biological process: ceramide biosynthetic process.